Messenger RNA from Hypanus sabinus (Atlantic stingray), 5278 nucleotides. It is a transcript of the gene yeats2, whose product is annotated as YEATS domain containing 2. Gene Ontology annotation, biological process: chromatin remodeling; regulation of transcription by RNA polymerase II. The record is from RefSeq and is a predicted model, not a curated record. Gene Ontology annotation, molecular function: histone binding. NCBI's taxonomy places the organism in Eukaryota, Metazoa, Chordata, Chondrichthyes, Myliobatiformes, Dasyatidae. The coding region runs from base 638 to 4828 and encodes 1396 amino acids. The transcript has 29 exons. Gene Ontology annotation, cellular component: NuA4 histone acetyltransferase complex.
UGGGGAAGGCUUAGAAAGACACGGACCAAACACCAGCUGCUGGGUCCAGCUUGGUUGAAAUGGACUAGUUGGGCUGAAGGGCCUGCUGUUCGACUCUAUUUCCAGGCACAUUGUAAAGGAAAGAGAUGUUAAACGGAGAGAUUUAUGGGAGGAAUUCCGACUUGGAGCUCGUUGGCGGACAGAGGCAGUGCUGCCAGCGGCGGAGCGAUUAAAUCUAGCAUUGAAUGCUGAAGAGCCGAGAAUAUUGGAUCAGUGCAGCCCGCCCUAAGAGUACAUCAUCACCGAGGCACGGGGGCACAAGCACCGGCAGCGUCUGUGAGGUCCUGGCGGAGCGCAGCCGGGACGCUGACUGACGUUCCUUGCGAGUGUGCUUAGCAGCGCCGCGCCGCGCCGCGCCGCUUCCUCCCAGCCUGGCGUGCGGCCGCCUCACCUCCCAGCGGGGCCGGGGCUUUGUGUCCCUCUGCACUCCCCUGUCCGCGGCUGCCGGGCGCAGGGACGGGUCGGGGCCGCUCACAACUCCUCCUCCACGGCAGGCCUCGGGCUUUCGGCGGGCUCGAGUAGCGGGCGGCUUCGCAGACGCUUGGAGGUGUCGGGAUAGGAGCGCAGGUGGGAGGGGGUGUCCGCGCUUUCUCUGAAGAUGGCAGGUAUGAAAAGAAAAAUCGAGGAUAAAGAUCCAGACUAUGAAGAUAUCUCAGUCUGCCAUCAGAACAAACGAUGUAAAAGGAUUGAACAUUCGGCGCGUGAAGCCACUUUGCAAAAAAUUGAAAGUAUCAUCAAGGAACAGUUCGCUGUGGAAAUGAGGAACAAAGAGCAUGAGAUUGAAAUUAUUGAUCAGCGCCUGAGCGAGGCCAGAAGGAUGAUGGACAAGCUUCGUGCCUGCAUUGUGGCCAAUUACUAUGCAUCAGCUGUUCAGUCCAAGGUUACUGAGGGUCCAAGAUCAUAUGAUCCAACUGUUUUGAACCACCCUGUCAUCAAGAAAUUUUUAGAAUCUCCUUCAAGAUCAUCCUCUCCAGCCAAUCAACGCUCAGAAACUUCAUCUGCCAACCAAUCAGAAACUGAUUCGGUCACUCACCAAACUGAUUCUUUUCUAGACAAAGAGAGUGAACAGGAGCAGCAAACUGCAGCAAAUGAAGAUACUCAUCCUGAUGGGUCUGAAAAAAGAGUAGGGAGGAAAAGUGGACAGGAUACCUGUGGAGUCCCAACUCCACAGGAGAUAGAACGACGGUGCGCAUACCUCACAUCUAGUGAUGACCCUUCACGCCUUUAUGUAAAGAAGACAAUUGUUGUUGGCAAUGUUUCGAAGUAUAUUCCCCCAGACAAGAGAGAAGAAAAUGAUCCGUCUACCCAUAAGUGGAUGGUGUAUGUGCGAGGUUCACGGAAAGAGCCCACGAUUGACCAUUUUGUGAAGAAGGUCUGGUUUUUCUUACACCCCAGCUACAAGCCGAAUGACCUGGUGGAAGUUAGUGAACCACCAUUCCACCUGACCAGGAGAGGCUGGGGUGAAUUCCCUGUACGCAUUCAGAUCCACUUCAGGGACCUGCGGAACAAAAGAAUAGACAUAAUUCAUCAUCUGAAGCUGGAUAGAACAUACACGGGCUUGCAGACCCUUGGUGCGGAAACGGUGGUGGAUGUUGAGUUGCAUCGCGACUCUCUCGGGGAGGACUACUGCACUGCGCUGCCUCCUAGUUCCACAGCAACGCUGCUUUCUUCGUCCUCCUCCUCCUCCUCCACCUGCAGUAGGACACCUCGGUCUGUCACGCCAUCACAAUCUGCAUCGUCUUCCACCCCCCCAAUGACCUCAUCUGGAGGUGUGCACGGGCCUGUGGCUGUUCUGAAUGCUGCUUCAGGAAAAGUGUCACACGAUCCAUUGGGCGGCACUGCUGAAAAAGUUAAGUUGGAACUCCCUGUCAAAAAUGAAUCAAGUUCCAGUGUUCACACGGGACAUUCUUCCCUGGAACGCACACCAACCAGGCCAGUGGCCACCCAGAAGGUGACAUUUGGGUCGCAUGGCAACUCAGCUUUCCAACCAAUCACAGCCAGCUGCAAAAUUGUUCCUCAAGAGCAGCUUCCCAGUCCUGCUGAUUCUCCAGGAAAGUCGUUCCAGCCCAUAACAAUGAGCUGCAAAAUUGUGUCAGGAUCCCCGAUCUCCACACCAUGUCACUCUCCUUUGCCACGCACACCAUCUUCAACUCCUGUCCAUAUGAAGCAAGGAUCAUCAGUCUCCGUCAUAAGUAAUCCAUACAUUAUUGUGGACAAGCCUGGACAAGUAAUUGGAGUGCCAACAUCAAACACAGCAGGGAGUCCCACUGCCAAGCAGUCAGGCAUUUCACAAGGUGCACAUUCACCCAUCCCAAAAAUCCAUGGCAGCAGCUUCAUUACAACAGCUGUAAAGCAGGAAGAUGCGCUUUUUGCGGCUAUGCCACCUUUAUGUCCCAUUGGAAGUCACCCCAAGGUCCAGAGCCCUAAACCUGCCACUGGGGGUCUUGGUGCCUUCACUAAGGUUAUCAUCAAACAAGAGCAAGAAACAGUGGCCCAGCAGUCGGGGGUGUCAACUGGGCCCGCACAGCAGGCUGUGCAGCAGUUUGUGACUGUGAAGGGUGGCCAGGUGAUUGCUGUCUCCCCACAGAAACACAGCAGUAGCAUUGGAGCAGGAGCCACCCAGACUAAGGUGGUUGGGAUUCCAGUCGGUUCAGCCUUGCAGCCAGUGGUGAAGCAGGCAGUGGCACUGAGUGGUGGCCAGAUAAUUGUUGCCAAACCAGGCACCACAGUUGCUCGGACAGUUGGACAGAAACAGAUUGUGGCUCAAGGUGUGGCAAAGGCUGUAGUGAGCGGAACAAGCGGAACCAUUGUUGCUCAGCCUGCACAGGCAGUCAGCAAAACUCAAAGUUCAUCUGUUAUUCAGAAAUCAGGAUCACAAAGCUCAGUUAUGGCCACACUGCAGCUUCCAGCAACCAACUUGGCCAACCUGGCCAAUCUGCCCCCAGGGACCAAACUCUACCUAACAACCAACAGCAAAAACCCCUCAGGCAAAGGCAAGCUGUUGUUGAUACCCCAAGGAGCCAUUCUGCGGGCUGCCAAUCCAGCAGGUCAUCAGGUUCAGGGGGCUUCACCGAGCACAACUAGUAGCAUUCAGGGCACUGUGGUUGGUGGGUUACCACAGCAACUGGGCUACACCUCCUAUAUCCUCAAGCAGACGCCGCAGGGCACAUUUUUGGUGGGCCAGUCGGUUCCUCAGGCCUCCGUGAAACAUGGACCCAGUAUAACAGCGCAAGGACCGCCUUCCACAAGUUCCCAUCAACAAUCCAUUAGAGUAUCCACUGCCCAAAAAGCUGUAUUUGCACAGGUCAUCCCUAGUGCCCAGGCAUCCCCUUUGCCCUCAGCUGCUGUUUCCUCACUUGUUCAUUCUCCCUCGCCCGAUGGAGCCACACGGCAACUAUCUGUAACUUCCUCCCUCUCACAGCCUGGUACCACUACCUUGAGGGUGACUGGAGGGGUCAUCACAACAGCCAGCCUGUCAUCAUCGGCCUCAGGAACAGCAACAGCCACCAUGGGGACUGUGGCUCUGCAGUCUGAGUCGACGAGCUCUAGCACCCCUGCAUCCUCCACAGUGCCUGUUAUCAAGGUCUCUGGUCAGCAGCCAUCCCUCCUGGUAUCGCCAGUUCAGCUUGCCACUAGCCAGUCAGCUCGCCGAAUCUCUGUUGGCUCCCAGGCAGCACCAAUGGUGCCUUCUCAGCACAGUGGUGAAGGGUCCAUCAAGGUCAGCAAUUCAGGAGCAGCCAGUGCGGUUUCUUUUGCGUGCAGUUCCUCUGUUGGGAUGAACGCUGUAAGUGGAAAAUCCAUUGAGGCACCAUCAGUCAAGCCAGAACCUGGGUCUUCAGGAACUUGUUUCAGCCCCACGAUUUGCACAGCUGGCACUGUGAAAGUGGAACGAGCAGUAUUGCUUGGGGCAUCUGAAAUGAUUGACCUUGAAUAUAUUGAAAAUAUGCAUCAGCUACUCUCUGCCAUCUUGAAGAAGUUACCCCUGAUCACGCCCAAGAAAACUGAGGACUCUCAUCCCUUCUGUGCCAUUUCUCUGGAACAGUAUUACAGCUGGAAUAUUGGGAAGAGGAGAGCUGCAGAGUGGCAGCGUGCAGUAGCUGUGAGAAAGGUUCUGCAGGAGGUGUUGGAAAAAUGCCCGCGGUUUAGCAGUGCAGAAGCCAUGAAGACCAAACAGAUAGUGUGCUGGUGUCGCCAUCGUGGGUACACACCCCCUGAUCCAGAGACAUCUGCCGAAGAGGAACUGAUGGAAGAUAUACUGACCCAAAUAGACAAUGAGCCAGAAUGUCCUGCCACAUAUACUGGGGCCAAUGAACUCUGCCAGAGGCUCAUGGAAGUAGAGAAUAUUUUGAAAACUGAAUCUGAGAGUGAUGAAGAGGUGGACAUCAUUAAUACAAUUGAACCUUCCAAAGUGAAGGUCAAGAAAGAGCUGGAGGAUGUUGACGAAGAGGUCAAAUUCUACAUGGGCACAAUGCCAGCUUUGGAGUAUGCUAGAGACACGGCCCAACAGAUCGGUGUUGCCAUCAAACCUUUGGAACUGGAGAGCCACGUCUUCGCCCCUGUGAUUGAAGAUAUGAUUAUAAAGGCCACUGAACAGUUUGUAAGUGACAUUCUUCGAGAGUCCUUGGGAAUUGCAUACCAGAAUACUUCUCAUAACAGGGCACCAAAAGAGCUAAGUUUAACCAACGUGCACCAAGCUAUCUGCAACAUUUCUGUCUGCGACUUUCUCACCAACAAGUACAUGGGCGUCCUGAGAAGUGAGCAGACUUCGCAGCAAGAGCAAGAACGAUGAAAAGCCUCAGUCCUCUACCACUCCAUUGCUGUUCCUGCUUUAAGACGGACCUGUGACUGUCCCCACGUCAGUGCACUCUGUCCUCCUCCUACCCUGCCGAGAGUGGGAGAGAGUGUCACCGUGCUGCUUCAGAAUACACAUUUUUCACACUCAACAAAGCUUCUGGGUCAAACAACGUUGGGUGAAACUAGUACUUGUAGAAGAUGGGAGGGGGUAGACUCAUUGCUUUUGUUGAUAAAGACCUUAAAGGGCAAUACCACUAGUGACAUGUCUUUUGUUGGCCGUACCACUGGUCUGAUGAGUGAAAGAAAGUAAUAACAGAGCUGCAGUCUGUACUUGUUAUGCUGUGCAGGAGGACCUAAAGCUGUCUCUCUGUGUUCGGGGAAUGUACCCGGUGAGCCAGAUCGCCAUGGCUUGUUAGUUUAUUACAAUAAAAAAAAUCACAAAAUG